CUACAACGAUUUCUUCUAUAAAUAUAAAUAUUGAUUAUAUACAUAGUGAUUAUAUUAUAUAUACAUGUAAAAUAAAACUCAAGUUUAUUUCUUUCCCUCUCCUCUGAAACUUGAUGGGAGAUGAAAUGUUUUAUGGGAUGGAGAGACAUUGAUAUUAUGUUGUAGGUAUUAGCUUUCUCUUUCUGCAAACAACUCAUCAGCCAUCUUCUUCUCCGUCAACCUCUCUCGUAAUAAACUCUGUUUUGCUCUCUCUCUCUCUCUCUCUCUCUCUGUGCCUCGGUUUUGUCGCCUUUUCCUGUAUUUAACCAGAAUGGCUGCUGCUACUGCAUUUCACCAAAGCGUUGGGACUCCUCACUCCCUUGGCCUUGUCAAUAAUUCCGGCUUGCAUCAAGAGUUUGCGAAAAGCUCAGGGAGAUUGAUUUCAAAGCGUUUUGAGGUUGAUAUUGGACUGUCGAAAAGAGGAGGAUAUAACUCUUCCCAGAGAAACCUUAGAGUAAUUCGAGCCUCGGCUUCUGAGGCUUCAGUGAUUGAUAUGGUUUCAUCCCCCUCGCAUACCAAAGCCAAUGAUUCUCGAAAGAAAUCUAAUGAAGCAGCUUUGAUUUUGAUUAGGCAUGGCGAGUCAUUGUGGAACGAAAAGAACUUGUUCACAGGCUGUGUUGAUGUCCCUCUGAGCAAGAAGGGUGUGGAAGAGGCAAUUGAAGCUGGCAAGAGAAUCAGCAACAUACCUGUCGACAUGAUCUAUACAUCUGCACUUAUUCGUGCACAGAUGACUGCCAUGCUUGCCAUGACACAGCACCGUCGUAAGAAGGUCCCAGUUAUAAUGCAUAACGAGAGUGAACGGGCUAGGGCAUGGAGUCAGAUUUUCAGUGAAGACACAAUAAAGCAAACCAUUCCUGUCGUUGCAGAUUGGCGAUUGAAUGAAAGAAUGUAUGGGGAAUUACAGGGUCUUAAUAAGCAGGAAACAGCAGACAGAUAUGGGAAGGAACAAGUUCACGAGUGGCGUCGGAGUUAUGACAUUCCCCCACCCAAUGGGGAGAGUUUGGAAAUGUGUGCUCAAAGAGCUGUUGCGUAUUUCAAAGAUCAAAUUGAACCCCAACUGUUAGCUGGAAAGAAUGUUAUGAUUGCUGCCCACGGGAAUUCGUUGAGAUCCAUAAUCAUGUAUCUUGACAAACUGACUUCUCAAGAGGUUAUCAGUUUAGAACUAUCAACUGGAAUACCCAUGCUUUACAUUUCCAAAGAGGGAAAAUUCAUUCGGAGGGGAAGUCCUGCGGGGCCUGCUGAGGCUGGGGUUUAUGCCUACACCAAGAAAGGGAGCUUCCAAGUCAUAGCAACUGGAUCCCCACACUCACCAGUUUGGCUCUUUACAGGCAGAAGUUAGAUGAGAUGGUUCAUCGGUGUGCUCCUUCCUAGUAUAGGAGGCUUAUCUUUCGGCAGUCUUGUACCGGUUGAUUGCUUCGUUCAAGUUUUUACGUGUAUAUGAAAUAUAUUGGUACGGUUCUCAAGCUCGCAGACCUGGCUACUCGUUUCUGUGUACUUUCUGUAUGUGUUUAGCAAGCAAAUUUAGUUAAAGUCAAAGUCUUGUAUGAGAGUGAAAGUUGUGUAUGUUGUUUUUUUCCUCCCAGUUUGUAAUCGUGUAAUGAUAGAUUCAAAUAAACAAAAACAUUUUAGAUGGAGGAACAUCCCUCCCAUAUAGAACAUGUAGUUCAUCA
Molecule: messenger RNA, 1709 nt
Organism: Pyrus x bretschneideri (Chinese white pear)
Lineage: Eukaryota; Viridiplantae; Streptophyta; Magnoliopsida; Rosales; Rosaceae
Product: 2,3-bisphosphoglycerate-dependent phosphoglycerate mutase 1
Exons: 10
Coding region: 311-1378 (355 amino acids)
Biological process (GO): glycolytic process
Molecular function (GO): intramolecular phosphotransferase activity
Source: RefSeq, a predicted model, not a curated record